Molecule: messenger RNA, 3899 nt
Organism: Patiria miniata (bat star)
Lineage: Eukaryota; Metazoa; Echinodermata; Asteroidea; Valvatida; Asterinidae
Product: transcription initiation factor TFIID subunit 4-like
Exons: 11
Coding region: 1-3144 (1047 amino acids)
Biological process (GO): transcription initiation at RNA polymerase II promoter; DNA-templated transcription
Cellular component (GO): transcription factor TFIID complex
Molecular function (GO): RNA polymerase II general transcription initiation factor activity; protein heterodimerization activity; DNA binding
Source: RefSeq, a predicted model, not a curated record
AUGGCGGGCACAACGUCCAUCGAAGAUAUUCUCUCGUCUGUGGUCGACGAAACAGCAGUAAGCGCACUGAUUGGAUCACUAGAGUCAAAAUUGGCCGCUGGAAAUACUGUACCAACUUCCAGUUCACUCGAUACUGCCUCCGUUGGUUCGAAUCAUGUGAGUAAACCCGGUGUUACUUCGGGAGACGGGACCGGGAAUUCGACGCACCCGAACGCCUCGCAAAUCAACGCGGGCCAAGAUGGGCCGAGCGCGGUCGCCACGGUCCCUGUCGUGGUCACGGCCGCGUCGCAACAGCCCUCCUCCGGCAACAGUAAAGCCCUCGAUAACCUUGCCCCCACUGCUUCAGGAACUACUGCUGCUGUCCAGAACAGUAACGAAUCAAAACCAAGUACGGGGGUGGCAGUUCGGGACGGCAAUUGUGCUGCGAUUGCCCUCAACAGUGCGAGCACGCCGAGCAGCCCCGGCGGUGGCAAACUAACUACUUCGUCGGUUCCCACUCCAACAACGUGUGUUCGAGUCAUCACAUUACCGGCCACUAUGGGUGGAACUGUCUUUACUACAACUCCAGCGGGCAUUGCAGGUAGAAAUUCAUCCAACAAUAACGCUGUUAAAAGUGCUGUGCUGGAGUCAAAUGCAAGAACUGUUGUGAAAACUGUGGGAAUUAAUGUGCAACAGCAGGGAAAAACUGCAGACGUAACACAAACUGGUCUGGCUUUGACAACAGUAACAAGUAGUGUCUUAAGUUCAGGCUCAUCACCAAGUACAGGAAUCAGUGGACAGAAGCAGGUCAAUACAGCGCAAGCAUCAGCACAAAAUACUGUAGCUGGGCAUGCUGGGAGUCUCUCGAUUAGGGAACAUUUGACAAGCACAGCAAAGCAACCAAUUAAAACAGCCAUCGUAGCACCGACACCUCACCAAACGGUCUCAAAUGUGAACACAAGCACCACGCAGCCCCAGAUAGUUCUACGGCCUGCGCCUACGUUACAAGUCCAAUCUCCUAACAUUAUUAAGUCCAAUGCUUCCAGCAGUUCGGUUGUCACAAUUGCAGCCACGACCGUAUCCCAAGUGAAGUUGCCAAUUGGUGUAACUUCCGGAAUGCAUAAUGUUAUCACUGCGAGCCCUCAGGUACAACAAGUGAGAUUGGCAUCCCCACAAGUUAUUGCUCCCAGGACCCCAGGAGGAACAGCUGUACAGUUUCGUCUACCCCAGGGUACAUCAUUACCUCCCGGCGUUAUGUUGAUAAACAAAGAUGGUAACAUUCAUGCUGUAGUGAACAGUUCAAUUGGACCUGGGGGACAAAUACAACAUUUACCAAGUGGGACAGUUCCUGGGGCUGUUACGUAUAGACAGGUGCAGCCUGGCUCCACUACAUUACAAAGACCUAGUCCCCAGCCCACCACUGUCGUCCAGUCUAGCAUACGACCCAACAUGGGCCAACUCAUGAACACAACCAAUGCAACCAUCAGUCAGCUGAAGGGAGCCACGCCCAUUGUGGUGGGUGGCGCCCCAGGAUCCCCCUCCGUUAGUAUGAGCAGCCAAGGGGUGCAAGGGACCAUGUCCAAAAUGGUAGGCGUUUCAACAAGUGGGUCUGUCCCCAUACAGCGAGCGGCUGGUGGUACCCCAAUCGUUGGACAACCUGUCGUAGGGGGUGCUCAGCCCCAGCCUAUACCCAUGUCCCAGUCAGCCAUGGAGAACGUCAAAAAGUGUCGGAACUUUCUGACGACUCUGAUCAAGCUGGCAUCCAAUGGCAACCAACCGGCAGAAACUGUCAAGAACGUCAAAGAACUGGUGCAAAAUCUGAUCGACGGUAAGACAGAGCCAGAAGAGUUCACCUCCAAGCUUCAGAAGGAAUUGAAGUCCUCCCCUCAGCCCUACCUUAUACCCUUCCUGAAGAAAAGUUUGCCCCUGCUUCGCCAGACCCUCCAAAAAGGCGGGUCUUUGCAAAUCCAAGGCCUGAGCGCGCCCACCAUGACUGCAGCCCAGACCAUGAACACCUCCAGCCCUGCUGCUACUGGCACCCUGUCAAGCAUCGUGGCCUCUCAGCCGACCCUGUUAUCUACCCUGGCCACUGGGUCGGGUAAGACAACGACGCUAAACCUGACGCCGCAGCAGCUACAGCAGCUGCAGCAGCACCAGGCUGCCAAGAACAAGCAGCAGAACAUGAAGAUGCCCCAGCUGCCCACAUUUGCACAGAAAUCCAAGGCACAGACGGUAGCAACUACUUCAUCCAGUAAGUCCUCCAGUUCAAGCCACUCCAGUUCAUCCCGAUCCAGCCAGUCCAAAAGUCACUCCAGUAAAUCCUCCAGUAAAAGUAGCUCCUCGUCUAGUUCCAGUAAAAAAGACAAAGUUAAAGAUCAUUCGUCCUCGGGAUUCAAGGACGACGAUGACAUCAAUGAUGUCACCUCCAUGGCUGGAGUCAAUCUCUCGGAAGAGAGCGCUCGUAUCCUAGCAACCAAUGCUGACUUCAUUGGUACCCAACUCCGCUCCAUCAAGGAGGAAAAGUUCCUCUUCUCAGGCCCACUUCAGUCCAGAGUCAAUGAAAUCUGUGUCAAACAUGGCAUCCAAGAGGCAUCGACUGACAUGAUGGAGUUGGUCUCUCACGCAGCUCAAGAAAGACUCAAGGGGCUCGUGGAAAAACUUGGAGUCAUAGCCAGGCAUAGGAUGGAGGUCUAUCGGAACGAUUCCAGAUACGAAGUGACAAGCGAUGUACGGUCCCAGCUGAAGUUCUUUGAGCAGCUAGAUUCGCUGGAAAGAAAGCGGAGAGAUGAACAGGAGCGAGAACUUCUAUUACGAGCGGCAAAGAGUCGCUCAAAACAGGAGGAUCCGGAGCAGGCCCGACUCAAGCAGAAAGCCAAGGAGAUGCAACAGAUGGAGCUGGAACAGAUCCGACAACAGGAGGCUAACAUGACGGCACUGGCCGCCAUCGGGCCAAGGAAGAAACGGAAAUUAGACUCGCCCACACCGGGCUCAUCGUCAGGGUCUGGUUCCUCGUCUCUUGGUGCAGGAGGUUCCUCAGGGAGUCCAUCUGUCAGAUCACAGAUCCGACGUAUUAAGAGAGUCAACUUCCGAGACCUCAUCUUUCUUAUGGAGCAAGAACAAGAGAUGAAGAAAUCACAGUUUUUCUUCAAAAUGUUCUUCAAGUAAAAACCAUUGGAUGUCAGGUAUCAUAAAUAAUAUAUCAAGAUGUGUUAUUAAAGUAAUAUUUCAAAAAGUUAAUUGUGAACGAGACCCAAUAGUAUCUUGGACAACAAAUUCUCUUUAAUUUGCACGAAUAGAUUCACCAAAAAAAAUAACAACUUUUAUAAAGAGGCAAUAUUUGUCCCAUUCUUUGAAAAACAAAUGUAAAUUAUUAUUUUUGAUGAUCCUAUUUAUCAUUGUCGGGUAAGUAGUUUUCUGCAAAAGUGCCAAAUGUUUGGUAGGGUAUUAUAUCCCACGACUGAUUUUUAGGUGACUAGUCGUUGUGAAAUGCUUCCUCCCUUGAUAUUUUCAUGGACAUCUUUCAUAGUGACCCAAAAAAUGUUCACGAUCGAUAUCGUCAAGAUGCAUGUAAAUAAAUCCUUCCUCCACACCUCAGAACUUUAAUUUUAAAAAAUGCACAUUACAUGACCAUUCUGCAAAAUCUUAAUCUGUUGAUGCACACAUUUUGGUUAUGGACCUUGCACGGUUUUAGAGGAUGAAAAUAGGCUAAAAUUGGGCAUUAUUUAUUUUGAUUAAUUUGGUAGAUGUACAUUCUUCCUUUCAUUUUUCAAGAACUUUCAAUGUCUUUUUCAAAGACAUUGAUUUUUUUGCUGCUCUCUGUGUUUAUUAUGGUGUAUUUGACAUUUUCAAAAUUAUUUCUCAAAAUUUUACUAACCGGAUGUAAUAAAACAGAAAAACACAAUAUCAGAGAGGGGACCACA